Molecule: messenger RNA, 2019 nt
Organism: Owenia fusiformis
Lineage: Eukaryota; Metazoa; Annelida; Polychaeta; Sabellida; Oweniidae
Source: the annotation of a GenBank genome assembly
GGAAUAUUUGCAAUUGAACCAGGGAUUUUUAAAUAUGUGCCCUAUUUAGAAACAAUAGAUUUGUCAAAGAAUAUAAUAAGAGGGGUACUUCCAGUGACCAGGGGUGUGCUUUUGGAAAUAUACUUUAUGAUACAUCUAAAGGUUGUGAAAAUAGAAGGCAACAGUCAAGGUUCAUUCCAAAAAAACAAUCCAUAUGUCCCAUUUUCUAAAAGAAUGAGUGAAAAUGAAUGGGCUCUUCCUGGGGGCCUCAUUGAGGUACAUCUGAGAGAGAGUAAUGUGGAUUAUACCCCUUGUCAUUUACCAUAUGGAAUAAGGUUUCAACGAAACAAUAACAUCAAGAUCAUUGAAGCCUCUGCUAGUUUUAUCACCACUUAUAUAGGCAGAGCACUGAAAGGACUGGUUAAUUUGGAAAGACUUGUAUAUAGUGAUAAUGACUGCAUAAUUGCACCUGAAUUCUUCACAUGUGAGACUGGAUACUUUGAAAGACUACAAUAUCUUGACUUGGCCAACAACAGAGCAAUACUUCAUUCCUCCAAUUCUUCUUCCACCAUCUUCAGAAACUGUUCCCAACUGCAACUAAUUGAUGUGUCAUACAAUGAUAUUACAGAUAUUGAUGCAAAGGCCUUUGUUGACACAACAGGACUUGAAAUUCUCAACUUAAGUGGUAACAAAAUGAAACAGAUCACAAUAUUACUGGAACAGCUUAAAUCAAUGAGACUGCUCAAUAUAUCAAACAAUCAUUUAAAUGCUAUUGAAGAGAACAAAAGAAAGGAAAUUGAUGAACUAAUAAGAACAUCAAGAACGAAUUUGACAAUAGACAUCAGACAUAAUCCUUUGAUCUGUAACUGUGAUUCUUUCAAGCUUAUAGACUGGAUGCAGACACAUAGUUAUAACAUCUACAAAUGGCAAGAAGUAACAUGUAUUCACAUCAAUGGCUCAGAAGUGGCAAUCAAUGACAUUUUGUUACCUGGGAUGGAAUGGGAUUGCUGGAAGGCUAUGAUAAUUCCACCUGUGGUAUCUUUUGGACUUGUUGUUCUAGGCAGUGUGCUUGUUAUCUGUAUCUACAGGCGUAGAUACAAAAUACACUAUCUAGCCCUUCUUAUAAGGGCAUUACUCAGACGUCAUCAACAGGUUGAUUUUCAGUUUGACUUUGAUGGAUUUAUGAGUUACAGCUCUCUGGACAAAAACUGGGCACUGACCAACAUAUAUGCACAUCUAGCAGAUAAAUACAACUAUAAUAUAUGCAUAGAUGACCGCAACUUCAUGCCAGGUGCUUACAUUGCUGACAUUAUCAUUGAAAGCAUCAGCAAAAGCAACAAAAUAAUUCUGAUUAUCAGCCAUAAUUUUCUCCGAAGUGGUUGGUGCACAUUUGAAAUGAACCUUGCCAGAGGUGAGCUUGCUACCAGGGGGCGAGACUGUUUGAUAUUGAUACUAAAAGAGCCUGUGGAUGUCCUACCCCCAGAGCUGAUCACACCCACUCUACGUUCACUACUUGAGACCCAGGUGUACCUGGAGUGGAGUGAGGAUGAUGACAGGAAACAGCUGUUCUGGAGGAAGAUGAAAGAUGCUCUUGGUGACCCAAGAUACCAGGGAGAUGAAGACAGCCAGUAUUUAUACCAGAGUAAUGAUGGUGACAAUGAAGUUCUACAAAAACUUAUUGGAUAAUGAAACACUAUCUACAUGUAGAUUUGUAGAUUGACCUAUUGAGAAAUUGACCCUCUAUACAUUUGAUGAGAAGUUAAAAACUUAAUGAUACUCUAUGAUAUUUAAGUUCGACCUGAACUCAUAUCCUUGAUUCUGUUAACCAUUAACGUCAGUGACACAUAAAGUUUAUAAACAAAACAUAUAGGAGUUGCAAUCAGGAUUCCUAAUGAACCUGUUAAAAAUCUGACAUUUUUAACUCUCUCACUAACUUGGUUUGAUAAUGUUAUUAUAUAAGUAAUCCUAUAUUCCAUGUAUAAGCCAAGAUUAAGAUUUUACAUAUCAUGGCUUUGAUCAGUUUAGUCUAAUAUUACUACA